CUCUUAAAGGGCCCGCGCGCAGGAUGCUGCGGGGGCUGCGGCGCCUCCUGGGCCGCCCGCCCCGCCCCGCCGGGCUCGCGCUGCCCCGCACCGCCCGCAGCCGGGCCCGCGGGGAGGGCGGCGGGACGGGGCUGGCGCGGCCGCGGGGGGCCCGGCCGGCCGGGGCGGGCCUGGGCUGGCUGGCAGCGCUCUCCCUCUUCCCCAGGGACGCCGAGGAGGAGGAGGAGGAGGGCGAGGACGCCAUUAUCCUGCUGCUGAAGAAGGCCAAGCUCAGCGUCAUGAAGGGCGAGCUGCGGGAGGCCGAGCGGCUCCUGCACCGCGCGCUGCGGCUGUCGCACCGGUCGGACAACAGGAAAGCCAUCGUCUACACCUACAGCAUGAUGGCGAACGUGGCCUACAUGCAGGGGCAGCUGGACAACGCAGAAAAGCUCUACAAAGCAAGUAUGAGCUAUUUGCUUGCAGGGGACACGAAGGAGGAUGACAAUGCAAUCCUUGAGAUGUCCCUCAAGCUGGCCAGUAUCUAUGCUGCUCAGAAACAGCACAAGUUAGCCCUGGCUGGUUAUGAGUUCUGCAUCCUGACCUUGGAGGAGAAGAUUACCAAGGAAAAGGACUUGCCUGAGGAUGUCUUACCAGCUGAAGAAAAGGCCAACACCCGUCUCCUGCUUGGGAUGAGCCUGGACUCCUAUGCUCGUUAUCUCUUCAGCAUCAACCAGCUCCCAGUGGCCCAAAAAAUGUAUGAGAAGGCUCUGCAGAUAUCAAAUGAAGUUCGGGGGGAGAAUCAUCCACAGACUGUGGUCCUGAUGAAUGACUUGGCAACUGUCCUGGAUGCUCAGGGGCACUAUGAUGAGGCACACUCCUGUGUGAAGAGGGCAGCUGAGCUGGCAAAGGAGACUCAGCAUCCUGAGGAGCACAUGGUGCUGAAUAACCUGGCAGCAAUUCUGAUGCACAAAGAAGACUUUCUGCAAGCAAAACAAGUGUACAAAGAAGCUCUCAAGCAGGCACAGGAGAAGGGAGAUGCUGCUUCUGUCCAGCAUAUCCAGGAAGAACUAGCUGAGCUGGCCAAGAGGCAAAAGGGCUCCAAAUGAGUUUGGCCAGAGAGUCCAACCUUGAAGUGGCAGAUAGCAGCCAGGGCUGGUCAUUAAAGCAGCCUCAGACCUGUUUGGUGCAAUUCUCCAGGGAAACAGCAAUGAGGACUUUAAGGACUGCUUAAUAAGAAGGGCUGCAAUUGCCUAACAACUUAGGCCAAAAUAAAGUUGUGAAAUCUUAA
Molecule: messenger RNA, 1267 nt
Organism: Apus apus (common swift)
Lineage: Eukaryota; Metazoa; Chordata; Aves; Apodiformes; Apodidae
Gene: TTC19
Product: tetratricopeptide repeat domain 19
Exons: 10
Coding region: 24-1085 (353 amino acids)
Biological process (GO): mitochondrial respiratory chain complex III assembly
Cellular component (GO): mitochondrial inner membrane
Molecular function (GO): protein binding
Source: RefSeq, a predicted model, not a curated record